AUGUUGGGUCUAUCUCAAGCACUCUUGUUGGCGGUGUACGCUGGAGUAGCUUGCGCAAAGACUGUCACUUAUGACUUCGAGGUCGGCUACGUGACUGCUGCGCCUGAUGGCUUCGAGAGACAGGUCAUUGGUAUCAAUGGAGAGUGGCCUAUUCCUACUAUAGAAUGCGAUGAAGGUGAUACCGUUCAGGUGACGGUCCACAACAGCCUUCCGGAUCAAACAACGGCGCUCCAUUUCCACGGAAUAUGGCAAAAGGGGACGCAAAACUACGACGGCCCUAGUGGAGUUACGCAGUGCCCCAUUCAGCCUGGAUCAUCUUUCACCUACACCUUUAUCGCGAAUCCUGCUGGCACUCACUGGUACCAUGCGCACGAAAAGGGCCAAUAUCCCGAUGGUCUGCGCGGCAAGAUGAUUGUUCACGAUAGGGCUUGGGAGGAGAGCUUGAACAUCGAUAAGCAGGUAUACCUUUCCAUGUCGGACUGGUACCACCGCCCCAUGCCUGAGAUGAUCGAGGCGUACAUGAGCCCUGACAACACGAAUGCCAACUUCGACUCACCCGACUCUUUCCUCUUCAACGAUGCAGCCAAGCCUUUUGACCUCAAGAUCGCCAAGAACAAAAGGUACCUUCUUCGUAUCGUCAACACCGCCGCUGUCGCAUGCGCUCGCUUCCACAUUGCAAACUACACGCUGAGCGUAGUCGAGAUUGACGGUGUCCAAACGCAGCCCCAGGAGGCAGAGACGAUCAUCAUCUGCGCCGGCCAGAGCUAUGGCGUAAUUGUGCAAGGAAAGAAAGACCCCAAAGGAUCCUCCAACUGGAUUGCGCAGAUGAUGACAGAUAUGUUGACCAACGGCGCCCCCUCAGAAGAGGAACGAACGAUCAUUGGAGAAGUAGUCUACGACGACAUCUUUGACGAACUAGAUGAUAUCAUCGAUAGCAUCUCCGAUGAAAUUGACGGCAUCCUCAACGACGAGUGGACGCCGCCACCACAAACCAUCCUCAACGACUUCACCAUGAAGCCGCUUGAUGGUCAGCGACUUAUGGGCCCCGUCGAUAACCACAUCGAGUUCACCACCAACCAGACUUACUUCGAGGGCGUCGGUACCCGCACACCUCUCAACGCUCAGCCAUGGGUCCCACCUCAAGUACCUACCCUCUACACUGCUCUGACAACCGGCAGCAUGGACCCCGCAACCUACGGCCCCGGUAUCAACCCCUGGGUCAUCAAGUCCGGUGAAAUCGUCCAGAUCGUCAUGCACAACCCGCACAUGUACCCCCACCCCAUGCAUCUCCACGGCCACGUCUUCCAAGUUGUGGCCACGGGCCUCGGUUUCUGGAACGGCGAUGAAAGCUCGCUUCCCAGCGUACCUCUCAAGCGCGAUGGUUUCGUCGUACCGGCUUUCGGCUACGCAGUCAUCCGCUUCAAGGCUGAUAACCCGGGUGUGUGGUUCUUCCAUUGCCACAUCGAUUUCCAUCUUGUUGGCGGUAUGGCUGCUACUAUCAUCGAGUCGCCCAAUCUCCUCAAGGGUUCCGUACCCGCCGCUGGUGUUGCGCUCUGCGACGCAGGCAAGAGGAAGUCGAGCGGUAACUGCGCUGGUGAGAAGGGUGAGAUCUCCGCGGCGGACGCGAGCACCAAGUGCAACAACGUAUACAACACCCGUGUUCGUGGUGCGACGAUCGAGCAGAAAUAG
This is a messenger RNA of Alternaria rosae, 1689 nucleotides long. Its product is annotated as multicopper oxidase-domain-containing protein. The transcript has 3 exons. Gene Ontology annotation, cellular component: high-affinity iron permease complex. The coding region runs from base 1 to 1689 and encodes 562 amino acids. Gene Ontology annotation, molecular function: copper ion binding; ferroxidase activity. Gene Ontology annotation, biological process: reductive iron assimilation; cellular response to iron ion starvation. NCBI's taxonomy places the organism in Eukaryota, Fungi, Ascomycota, Dothideomycetes, Pleosporales, Pleosporaceae. The record is from RefSeq and is a predicted model, not a curated record.